GUGAGUUGAUCAAGAUCUUUAGCGUCGGAUUUUUCCGUUUCUUUCUUCAAUGCUUCAAGACUGUCUGAAUUUGUAAAACUGUGCAAUGUUCGCUUUAGUUAAGUGUACCGACGGCAGGUAUUGUGUUUGCAAUCAUUCUAACGUGAUAAAAAGAAACAAUGGAAAUUGUUAUCUGACGGAUGAAACACAUGAGAAGGAUGCAGUACAUUUAGUGGCAGUAAACGAUAACCAAUCGAUCGUAGAUGAAAUUGCUGCCAAUUUAAACAUGGGAGUACCACGUGCAUUAUUGGUUGACAGGCCUUUGUCAAACACUAUAAUGACGAAGUCGACGAUCCAAAAUUUGCAACGAAGUCAAGUGGGAAAUAGUUCAUGUGAAAAUGAAUGGCAUAUUCCUGUUACUUAAACUGGUAAAAUGAUAUUAACUCUUCGGAAACAUGUAUUCACUUGUGCAUUGAUCGCUUACCUUCAGUGCUUAAUUGAAAACUCUGGUUUACACAUAUUAUUCUAUCCUUUUUUUUCAUCUGUUUUCGCAUCCAAGAAAUCCUCUUUUUUGUGUGCCUCAACUGUUUCAUCCUGUCAACAUGUUUAAGUUUUCAAUUUAUUGUUCAAAUGCAUUGCUGCUGAGAAGAGAAUGGACGUU
This is a messenger RNA of Orussus abietinus, 640 nucleotides long. RefSeq lists its product as uncharacterized. Bases 86 to 403 code for a protein of 105 amino acids. The record is from RefSeq and is a predicted model, not a curated record. Lineage: Eukaryota; Metazoa; Arthropoda; Insecta; Hymenoptera; Orussidae. The transcript has 3 exons.